UGCAGGGUGUUGUGUGUUCGGUGUUGUUUAUCAAUAUAAUUUACUUGAAUUGCUGUUUUUAUUAGUUCUUACAUUUUCGAUCUUAUUCCAAUGAAAAAGCUGUCACAAGAUGGAAUUAGAACAUAUCCUAGGCAUCCAGGUUUUAUUUCUAGGCGGUAUCACUGCCGGACAUCAUUCUUUAAACAUGGACAUUGCUACAAUUAUGAAAUAUGUGGUCUUGUUGGCCCGCUACACGGCUUACCUACUCUCCAGCCAGUUCCUCGAGCUCGGCAUCCACACAAUCUACACCGCCUUCCAAACUAGACAGUUUCCGGAGCUCCACUGGAAAGACAAAUACAAGAACGCUGUCUAUGCCUUCGGAGUGUCCACAGCUGUGCUAGCGGUGAACAGUCAGUUGGUGCUCAACAUGGACUUGGUUUUGAUACUGAUAGCUUGCUCAAUCAGCAGAUAUAUUGAAGCAAAACGUCGCUCAGCAACGAUAUCGUACGGAGAAGGGAUGGCGUGCAGCUUCGCCGAGGGCUACCUGUACCAGGUGAUCCCUAGCGAUGGAGCCAGAUUCUACGGGCUAAACGAACAAAUCCGCGAAGCCGAGGCUGACCAACGGGUUAUCUUCCCGGUCCGGAGGCUCUUCAUAGUGAUCACCAAGUCUCUGUUCUGCCCGCCCAACCUGGAGCACUUUAACAAGAACGACCCAAUGCAACCGAGCAUGGAAGCCUGCAGAAGUCUGUCUGACGUGCAAAAAGAUGUCGCGGGAGUACGAGAUCGUGUGUACAGGAAUACUACAUACAAGAUUCGCCGGCACCCCGACGACCAUAAGCCAGUGUACGUGGUGGCAGAAUGCGCGACGCCUCUCCACACUCUUUGGAAAGUGCUACAACGACGCACAGUCUAUCAGCGUCUAGCGGACGCAGAUGGCGCCGAGAUAACCGAAGAGUUCUGCGCCACUCUGCCCACCAUAGUAGCCAAUAGCCCGGAACUGCGAGGCAGGGUCGAGAUGAUCUACUUCGACGAUACGAAUCCUGAUGAAAACUUAGCCGAAGUUCUGCUGGCGAAGAUUCGUGAAAUUGAACCCGAUUUCGAAAACAUUACCAGGAACGAGUAACUGUAUUAUAAAAAAAUUAAAAGUGGCCACAUCUUAGUUUCGUCUCGUUUCCUCACACAAAUUGAUUUGAAAGAGGCAUCACUGCAAUGUUCCACUUUUGAAUUUCCAGUCUUUUUUUGCUAGACUAUAAUUACUACAUUUGUAAGGGCAACGACAACAAUGACUGGUUUUUAAGACUGACAAGUGUUAGCCUAAGAAACAUCAUAACAUAUUGUGCCAAAUGAAGAUCAGUCAAUAGAUAUGUGAAAAAUAUCAAUUAGUUGUUAAGAAUCGUCCUGAAAAAAUCCGUGCCAAUGAUAAUUAUACGUUUAGUACGUACACGUAACAGGCAGACGGAAUAAAAAAAAACAUUUUAAGUUGUUGAAAUAUUUUUAUUGAUUUAGUAUUUCAUUGUGAAAUUUUGGUUUGAAAAUUUAUUUUUUUUAAACAGAUUUUGAUAUCCAUGUAAAAGUUGAACGCUUUAAUUUUUUGACAUUAAUUAUGAAAAAAUGUUUCGUUAAUGAAUGACAAAUGAUUGAUUAGUGUUUAAGUAUAAGUCAUUGUACCAAUUUUUUUGUACUUUUACAUAGUGAACUGAGAAGAAUCACGGUUUUUAAGUACAAUAUUUUUGAAGUAAUUUAUAUUUGAUAGGUUUUUGGAAAAGUGAAUUUGAAAUAUUGUUAUUAAGGUAAAUCAGUAAUUGUGAUCACUUCGGCAAAUUAGGAGGCCUACUUAUUAUUGUGUUAAUCGCAUGAGGCUCGUUGAACCAUCUUUGACGUCACAAAGUUUGGCAGUGCCUUAUAGUUAUAGCAAUUAUUUUUAUAAAAGGCUCAAUAACAUCUCAUCGAAAUACUUCAAUCAAUCAAUCAAUCAAUCAAUAUUUAUUUGCAAAAAUGUAGUGUUACAGUGAGUUCUUAAGUGUAAGUAUACAAAAAGUGCGUACAUUCUACUUGAAGAAGCAUGCAAAUUUUACUUAUAAGCUACUUAAUUAAGCUAUUCUAAUAGCGUAUGCUAAAAGUUAUUUAACAGACCAAAAAUUAUAAGGAUUUAAGUAACUGCUGCAAAAUAAUAAAUUAAUAAUUAAUACUCAUUACAUUAGACAUUAAAAAAAAUUACAAAUUAUUUACACAUUGCAUAUUCUCACUUAGCUACAGAACGGGCUGCCUCGCGAGGCAACACUGUCGGAGAUAUGCCUCCCCCGAGGCAAUAUGUCAAAAAUCACAAAUGUUUUCAGCGCGAGGCUUGUAGAACACGGUAUCGACAUCGAUUACGAAGUGGCGGUGUAAACACCCCCUUAUAGUAGUCAUGUUACCAUCAUGUUACUUUUAUGGAUAAGUCAGUUUUUCAAAGAAUAUUAUGUAAGAUUGGAAGUUUUAAUAAUUUCGGAUUAAAUCCGGCUAGUCUUUAAGAUUGAAGUGGAUUCGUCGAAUUGAAUUUGUUUUUUUUUCUUAAAACCUGACCAGGAAUAUACAGGGUGCUCGGUAAUUAAUGGACAACCUUUUAACCACCAAGAGGGCACCUUAUCCUGAUCCAGAAAAUCGAAAUUAAGGUUUAGUAAAAGUCGCCUGGUUUUCGAGAUUUUCACACUUUAAAAUUUUAAUACUA
This is a messenger RNA of Leguminivora glycinivorella, 2686 nucleotides long. RefSeq names its product stimulator of interferon genes protein-like. Gene Ontology annotation, cellular component: endoplasmic reticulum membrane; autophagosome. Lineage: Eukaryota; Metazoa; Arthropoda; Insecta; Lepidoptera; Tortricidae. The transcript has 9 exons. Bases 110 to 1102 code for a protein of 330 amino acids. The record is from RefSeq and is a predicted model, not a curated record. Gene Ontology annotation, biological process: activation of innate immune response; positive regulation of type I interferon production; positive regulation of macroautophagy. Gene Ontology annotation, molecular function: 2',3'-cyclic GMP-AMP binding; cyclic-di-GMP binding.